AUGUCGCCUCCGCCAGAGUUCUGUCAGCCUCCGACCAAGAGCUUCAGCGUGGCCGUCGUCGGGGGCGGUAUCGCCGGCCUGACCCUCACCCUCCAACUGCUCCAGAGCCGGAUACCUGUGACGCUCUACGAGCAGGCCGCCAAGUUCAGCGAGAUCGGGGCGGGCGUGUCCUUCGGCCCCAACGCCCUCCGGGCCAUGUCCCUCAUCUCGCCGCACGUACGGCAGGCCUUUGAGAACCAUGCGACGAACAACCUGUCGGAGGACCACCGGAACGUGUGGUUCGACUUCCGGUACGGCGAAAGCUGCGGCGGCAGGCACCGCGAGGGCGAGCUGAUCCACCGCCAGGUGUGCGAGACGGGCCAGACCAGCGUCCACCGGGCGCACUUCCUGGACGAGCUGGUCAAGCUUCUGCCGGAAGGGGUCGCCGUGUUCGGAAAGCGGGCGGUGGGCUACGAAGACGACGGCGCGCGCGUGUCGUUGAGGUUCCAGGACGGCACGACCGCCGUCCACGACGCGUUGGUCGCCUGCGACGGCAUCAAGUCCAGGCUGAGGAGCGUGAUGCUCGGCGAGGGCAGCCCGGCCUCCAAGGCCGUCUUCUCCGGCAAGUACGCGUACCGCGGCCUCGUCCCCAUGGAGGAGGCGGAGCAAGUGUUGGGCGAAGAGCUGGCGAGGAACAGCCAGAUAUACUCUGGACGGCACGGGCACAUCCUGACGUUCUCUGUGGCGAAGGGCAAGAUGAUGAACGUGGUUGCUUUCCGCAGCGCGGACGAGUGGCCGUCGGACAACUGGGUCGUGUCCGUGGACAAGGAGGCCAUGCUCCGGGACUUUGAGGGCUGGGGCGACCAGUGCCGCAAGAUCAUCCAGAUGAUGCGCAAGCCCGACGUGUGGGCGCUCUUCGACCACCCGCCGAGCCCGACCUACUACCGGGGCCGGGUCUGCCUGCUGGGCGACGCCGCGCACGCCUCGACGCCGCACAAGGGCUCCGGGGCGGGCAUGGCGAUCGAGGACGCGUGCGUCCUGGGGAACCUGCUGGGCCUGGUCCCGGACGCGCGGGGCCCCGGGGGGGGCGUCGAGGCGGCGUUCGCGGCGUACAACGCCACGCGGCGCGAGAGGUCGCAGCGGCUCGUGGUCGACAGCCGCGAGCAGGGCCGGCUGUACGACCUGGAGCUGGGCGACGACCCGGCGUGGAUCGCCGAGGACCUGUCGACCCGCAUGGACUGGGUGUGGAAGUACGACCUGGCGCAGGAGCUGGAGCGAGGCCGGAGGGAGGUUGAGAAGUACCAGAAGGCGUCCGACACGCGGGCACAACUGUAA
This is a messenger RNA of Colletotrichum higginsianum IMI 349063, 1314 nucleotides long. RefSeq names its product Mannitol 1-phosphate dehydrogenase. The record is from RefSeq and is a predicted model, not a curated record. The transcript has 2 exons. The coding region runs from base 1 to 1314 and encodes 437 amino acids. Gene Ontology annotation, biological process: secondary metabolite biosynthetic process. NCBI's taxonomy places the organism in Eukaryota, Fungi, Ascomycota, Sordariomycetes, Glomerellales, Glomerellaceae. Gene Ontology annotation, molecular function: FAD binding.